Messenger RNA from Archocentrus centrarchus (flier cichlid), 3311 nucleotides. It is a transcript of the gene exoc2, whose product is annotated as exocyst complex component 2. Gene Ontology annotation, cellular component: exocyst. Gene Ontology annotation, biological process: Golgi to plasma membrane transport; exocytosis. The transcript is spliced from 28 exons. The coding region runs from base 109 to 2868 and encodes 919 amino acids. Lineage: Eukaryota; Metazoa; Chordata; Actinopteri; Cichliformes; Cichlidae. The record is from RefSeq and is a predicted model, not a curated record.
UGAAAACGGAAGGCCGGAAGUAGUUAGCGGACACAGGAAACAUCGCUGCAGACAAGCUACUGUAAAUUGUGCUGAUUGACCCAGUGUUCCUGUUGACUUCAGGCCACCAUGUCCCGUGCCCGGCAGCCCCCGCUCGUCACCGGCAUCUCGCCCAAAGAGGGUGCAGCCUGGACCAAAGUUACCAUCCGUGGAGAGAACCUGGGCACGGGCCCAGCCGACCUCAUUGGUCUGUCAAUCUGCGGUCACAACUGCCUGCUGACAGCCGAGUGGAUGUCGGCCAGCAAAAUAGUGUGUCGCGUGGGACCCGCCAAAGACGACAAGGGAGAGAUCAUCGUCACCACCAAGUCCGGAGGGCUCGGCACCUCUACAGUCUCCUUCAAACUAAUCAGGCCAGAGAGGAUUGGUAUCCUGGACCAGUCUGCGGUAUGGGUGGAUGAAUUAACUUUUAGGACAGACCGCAACAAAGGAAUCUCCCCGCUGUCCCUGCGUCCCAGCAACCCCCUGGGCAUCGAUAUAGACAAAGGCAAAAUCCCACAGAAAGAUUUGGAGCAGACAUUUCCAGGAAUGAGCGGCGACUUCACCAGUGAGAACUUCUCUGCCACCUGUUACCUCAUAGAAAACCACGCAGGCACCAGUUUCGAUCAGUUGAAGAUUGCAGCCAGUAAUCUGAAGAAGCAGGCUACUAAAAAGAAUGAGGGGAGUCUGGCCUAUGUGAAGGGAGGCCUCAGUACAUUCUUUGAGGCUCAGGACGCUCUGUCAGCUAUCCACCAGAAGCUGGAAUCUGAUGGCACAGAGAAGGUGGAGGGAUCAAUGACCCAGCGGCUAGAAAACAUCCUCAACAGAGCAAGCAAUACUGCGGAUACUCUCUUCCAGGAGGUCUUGGGCCGGAAAGACAAAGCUGACUCCACACGCAAUGCACUCAACGUCCUGCAGCGUUUCAAGUUUCUCUUCAACCUGCCACUCAACAUUGAGCGCAAUAUCCAGAAGGGAGAUUACGAUGUGGUGAUCAAUGACUAUGAGAAAGCCAAAUCUCUUUUUGGCAAUACUGAGGUCCCCGUUUUCAAAAAAGUGUAUGCUGAGGUUGAGACAAGGAUUGGAGCUCUGAGGAGUCUGUUGUUGGAGAAACUGCUGCAGACACCAUCAACGCUUCACGACCAGAAAAGAUACAUCAGAUACUUGUCUGACCUGCACGCCACAGGGGAUCCAGCAUGGCAGUGCAUCUACGCUCAGCACAAGUGGAUCCUGCAGCUCAUGCAGAACUGCAGAGAUGAGUUCAUCAGUGGCCAGAGAGUGGGCGCAGGAGCUCUGGACCCCGAGGGGGAUACCCGUCCAUCAGCCCUCGGCAGGCUCAGCCACACUGCGUCUCUGAAGAGAGGGGGCAGUCUCCGAACGCCACGAUCCAGCAACUGGCAUUUCGACACCCCGCAGCAGGUGCAGUUUGUGGAGAAGCUUUCAGAUGUUGUCAUCGGUCAGCUGCCCAAUUUCUGGAAGCUUUGGAUCUCCUAUGUUAACGGAAGCCUUUUUAGUGAGACUGGAGAGAAAUCUGGACAAGUGGAAAAAUCCAAGAAGAAUGCCAGACAGAGACAGAACGACUUCAAAAAAAUGAUCGAGGAGUUGACCAGUCGGCUCGUGAAGCUCAUUCGAGGUGCUCUCCUACCCACCACUUUGCCACAAGGGGAGCUCAGUCUUUAUGGGGGCUGGGAGAACAAGACGGAGCUGACUGGAGCCUGGCUCACACAAAUCAUACACACUGUCAGGGGUUGUCAUGAGGCUCUGUCUGCUAUGGAGAUCCCAAAUGAUUUGCUGCACGUGAUCCAGGAUCUUCUGCUGGAUUUGAGAGUUCACUGCCUCAUGGUGACUCUGCUGCAUACAACAGAAGAUGUCAAGAGACUUGCUGAAAAGGAAGACUGGUUGGUAGAUAAUGAGGGAAUCACCAGCCUGCCUUCACGGUUUGAGCAGUGUAUGGUCCAGAUGCUGCAGUCGCUCAAAGAGCCCCUGGAAAUCAAACCUGGAGAAAUAAAUGUGUUGCAGUUAGACCAGGUCCAGGACCAGGCUGCAGAGCUUAGUGUGAGCAUCAUGAAGGUUUUUAUAACCUGUUUGGAGCAGCUGAGCACUAAAACAGCUGGAGACAUUGAUACAUCUCACAAUAUUUCAGUGGACCUGUCCUCUCCAGAUCGAUUUACUGGCAUUCAAGAGGGCUUUAGUCCAACGUCUGAGCAGCGUCUGCUGAUCAUCCUGAGUAACUGCCAGUACCUGGAGAGACACACGUUCCUGAACCUGGCUGAUCACUUUGAAAAGCAUGGCUUCACAGGGACAGAGAAGAUCACACGGGUAAGUGUGGACGCCAUACGGGGGCUGGACCGAAAACUCUUUGAAGCCUACAUUGAGAAACGAGCCGAUCCGAUCGCAGGCUCCCUGGAGCCCGGCAUCUAUGCUGGAUAUUUUGAUUGGAGAGACUGCCAAACACCUACAGGUGUAAGGAACUACCUGAAGGAAGCACUGGUCAACAUUAUUGCAGUUCAUGCUGAGGUCUUCACCGUCUCUAAGGAUCUGGUUCCUCGGGUUUUGUCUAGAAUCGUUGAGUCCGUUGCGGACGAGAUGUGCCGUCUUAUGCAGUGUGUGUCCUCCUUCAGCAAAAACGGAGCCCUACAGGCUCGACUUGAACUGUGUGCUCUGAGAGACGCCGUAGCCACAUACCUAAACGCUGACAGCAAUUCCAGCUUCAAACUGGCUUUGGAGUCACUGCCACAGUUACAUAGCGGAUCCGAUAAGAAGCUAUUAGAAGAGCUGCUGAACAAGUUUAAGAGCAGCAUGCAGCUCCAGCUCACCUGCUUCCAGCCCUCCUCUGUCCAGCCCGUCAAGAGAUAAACACCCCACCCCCCACACCUCCGAAAGCUGCGCUGCCUCUCUUUUCUAUUAGCUAAUGAACCUUAGCCAUAUCUCUUCAGUUAUCACUUUUUUGUUUACUCAUCACUUUCAAUUUCUGCUUUACUUGAUUAAAUACAAGUGUGUGUUCAUCUAAUCUUGAAGACACUAAAUGAGUUGAUUUCACUGUUACUGUGCAGGACAGUCCCUGUUAUGUUGGGUAUGCUAAUUAUGUCCGGACGUAUGAACAAGCAACAAGGCUAAUGUGCUUGUUUCUAGAAAGUUCAGGAGCAGCGUGGCAGCGGGAUGUGAGCUGCAAUCAAGCGGGAGUCCUCACUGACUGAAAUGUGUGUCAUAAUAACUAAAGUAGAACUUUUUUGAUGAUAAGUUGCUUUCCAUGUUAUGUACUGCACCAUCUGUAUUACUCAAUAAAAUGAGAUUACAUA